Molecule: messenger RNA, 2292 nt
Organism: Exophiala viscosa
Lineage: Eukaryota; Fungi; Ascomycota; Eurotiomycetes; Chaetothyriales; Herpotrichiellaceae
Product: SSS family solute:Na+ symporter
Exons: 3
Coding region: 234-2213 (659 amino acids)
Biological process (GO): urea transmembrane transport
Cellular component (GO): plasma membrane
Molecular function (GO): urea transmembrane transporter activity
Source: RefSeq, a predicted model, not a curated record
AUAACGAAGAAUCUGUUCCAUUGCGCUGGGACCAGGAUCCUUGCAGUCUCGACCUCCCGCCCCUCGGAUGGCCGAGAUCAAUUGCGAAUCGCACCUUGCCGACACCGUCUCGCGCCAUCGUCUUCCUUGACAUCCAUAAACAUAUAAACAUGUGGGUAUCUACAGGAUGGACUCGCAGACGCGCCAGAGAACCAGAACUACCACGAGUCUGUGUUGAAUAAUCGUCAAACACCAUGUCUCUGCUACCUCAAAGCGCCGGUUAUGCGACCAUCCUGGUCGGGGGCGCGUUCUUUGCCGUACUCAUGAACGUCGUCACUUGGGUGCAGAAACGAUACACAAACUUUGACCCUGCAAGGGUGGAAGAGUUCUCUUCGGCUUCUAGAUCCGUCAAGACUGGAAUGCUGUCUGUCGGCGUCACGUCCGCUUGGGUAUGGGCUGCGGUCUUCCUGCAGACAGGGACACUCACAUACCUUUAUGGCGUGUCCAUCCCUUGGUGGUUCGGAAUGGGUGGCUUUGUUGAGAUUGCCGCUUUCGCAUUUGUCUCCUCGAAAAUCAAGGCAAACGCCAGCGGCGCCUCGACGUAUCUUCAAGUGGCCAAGGUACGCUUCGGCACUGCUGGUCAUCUUGCCUACAUGUUCGCCGCUCUUGUUGCAAACUUUGUGGUCGGCAGCGAAAUCCUCAUCGGUGGAGCUGGAGUCAUCACUGGCAUGACGGGUAUCAGCGAGUAUGCCGGCAUCUGGCUGUUGCCCCUGGUCAUCGUUGCCUACGUCCUGACCGGUGGUCUUCGAGCCACUUUCGUGGCGGACUAUCUUCACUGCUGCAUUCUCUUCUCAUGCCUGCUUGUUCUUGUUCUGGCAACCUACACAAGAGGCGACGUCAUUGGAUCCCCCAGCAAGCUCUACGACCUCCUCCUCGAUGCAUCCAAGACGACACCAGCAGUGGGGAAUGGGCAUGAGUCCUACCUCUCGUUCCGCAGUGAGGGUGGUAUGUACUAUGCUGUGACGGCGGCAACAUCUUUCUUCGGACUGUCAUUUUGUGACCAGUCAUAUUGGCAGCGAAGCAUCGCAGCUCGUCCGGCCGGUACCAGCAAGUCUUUCAUCUUCGCUGGCUGCUUCUUUUUCUCCGUCGCCCUGGGGAUCGGAUCCUCCAUGGGCUUGGCCGCAAGGGCUCUUGCGACGAACCCAGCCUUCCCGGCCUACCCGGACGGCCUGACUACAGCAGAGCUUGGUGCAGGUCUCGCUGGCCCAUUUGCAAGUGUGACUAUCCUCGGCAAGGCCGGGCCAGCGAUGUACACUGUUAUCGCGUUUAUGGCAACCACGUCGGCACUGUCUGCUCAACUGGUUGCGGUGUCGACGAUUUUCUCUUAUGAUGUCUAUCGGGAGUAUUUCAACAAGGCUGCCACGAAUGUCCAGAUGAUGAGAGUCAAUCAUGCCGUGGUCAUCCUUUGGGCCAUCUUCCUCGCCAGCAUCGACACUGCGUUCGCGUACAUUGGCCUCAACCUCAACUUUCUCUUCUACCUGAUGGCGGUGUGCACAUCGGGCGCCGUUUUCCCAAUCGGCCUCUUGAUGUGCUGGACCCGGCUGAACAAGGCUGGCGCCAUCUUCGGGGUCAUGGGCGGUUUGGUCAUGGGUAUGGUGGCAUGGCUCGUCACCUGUGUCACAACUCAGGGGACGAUAUCUGUGACGACUCUGACCGCCAGUAAGGUCAUCCUCUCUGGUUCCUUGUCGGCCUUGGGCAGUGGGGCUAUCAUAUCGAUAGUACUGUCUCUCAUAAAGCCCGCCUCCUUCGACUUUGAACUCACCAGAGCCAUUGGCCGUGGCGCUGCGGUCCCGGAACCAGUAAGCCCGACGACCGGGCCGACCGAAAAGGUACCCCACCACAACCAGAGUCACGUUGCUGGGUCAAAGGACUUAGCAUACGAGCCUGCACUUCGGUCGGUGGAAGGCGGAGGUCAGACCACCGAGGCCGAUGCGAAGUACGCCGAAGAAGUGGUCAAACUCGAAGCGUCGCAGACUCGCUUCCGUAUCAUCACUGGACUCUUUCUGCUUGUCAUUCUCGUCCUCAUUCCCGCUCCGCUCGCCGGCACCGCCGUCAUCUACCCGAAGGGUCUCUUCAUUCUUCAGUGCGUGGCCGCGGCCACAUUUGUGUUCGUCAGUCUGAUUCUGAUCGUAUCUGUGAGUGUCCCUCUUCUGUUUUGUAGCAAUAGCGACUAAUGCGUGAAUACUAGUGGCCACUAUUCGAGUCACGAAAGGAGCUCGCAAUCAUCUUUGGUCGAAUUGCCCGCAACGAGCG